CAGCUAAACGUGGUGAAGAACCUGGCUUGCCAUGCCAUUUCCCCGCGUCCCCCGCAGAUUUACCCCAAAUGCCCCGGUAGUUUCUUUGUCCGCUUAAGCUAGUAAGAGUCCGGGGAACGAGGGAGACUUUUCCUCGUUUGUUUGCGAGGAAAGCCUAUAGGGGAAAGGGACACCGAGCCAGGUUCCUGUUGGUGUAAAGAAAAAGCAUGCCAUGAUGAAACACAACCCCGUGGAGUUACCCCAGACUGAGCACAGAUAUUCUGGGGCAAAAGACAGGCAGAUCCAAGGUAUAAGAGCUGAUCUGACGCCUGCCAGUCUCAUCUCUCUGCAACCCACGGACUCAGCGAUCUCAACGGCCAACCUCCUUCUUCCUACUUGCUGCAUAUCGCCAAUCAUCCCAAAUUCGUCCAGUCGUCCAAAAUACGCAAAGACAAGACCAUAAUGGCUCACGAGAAGAAGCAAGAUCUGGACCUUGAGUCCAAGCCCAACGACAACUUUGUCGAGAUGUCGACUGAAUAUGAGAAAGGCGGUGUAUUGCAGCCUGGAGCAGAUUACUCCGGUGCUGUGGCAAAAACAAGUGCAGAAGAGAUAGCUCUCGUCAGAAAGCUUGACUUUAGAAUCAUGCCGACACUUUGGUGCAUGUACUUCCUGAACUACCUCGACAGAAACGCAAUCGCCCAGGCCCGUCUGGAUGGUCUCGAGAAAGAUUUGGGUCUCCAGGGCUCCCAGUACAACACUUGCAUCUCCAUCCUCUUUGUCGGCUACCUCCUAAUGCAAAUCCCUUCCAAUAUGCUCAUGUCCUCGAAACACGUCCGGCCAUCCAUCUACAUGGCAAUCUGCAUGAUGGCAUGGGCUCUCGUCUCCGGCUGCACCGCCCUCGCAAAGAACUACACACACCUCGUCAUCGUCCGCUUCUUCCUCGGCGUGACCGAAGCCCCCUUCUACCCCGGCGCCAUCUACAUGCUCUCCAUCUUCUACACCCGCAAGGAGAUCGCCACCCGUCUCUCCAUCCUUUACUCGGGCAACAUCUUCGCCACGUCCUUCUCGGGUCUUAUCGCCGCCGCCGUCUUCAACACCAUCGACGGCAACCACGGGCUAAAGGGGUGGCAGUGGCUGUUCAUCAUCGAAGCAUGCUUGACCUUUGGCGUCGCCGUCAUUGGCAUUUUCACGCUCGCCGAUAGCCCUCUUACAACCCGCUGGCUGAAGCCUGAGGAGCGCCAACUCGCUCAUGAUCGUAUGCUCAGGGAUACCGUCGGCGUUGAAGAGAGUAAGGGUGCCAAGGCGGGCUUUAUGCAAGCCGUUCGCGACCCUCGUCUCUGGCUCCUUUGCUUCAUCCAAAACAUGCAUCUCUCCGCGUGCAGCUUCAACAAUUUCUUCCCAACCGUCGUCGGCUCCCUCGGCUUCAACGACACCAUCACUCUCGUCCUCACCUGCCCGCCGUACCUCAUCUCUGGUAUCUUCGGCUACCUCGUCGGCAUCUCCUCUGGUAAAUACAACGAGCGAACCUGGCAUAUCACUGCAUGCAUGGGUAUGGCUAUCGUCGGCUUCGUCAUCUCAUGCGCGACUCUCAACACGCCCGCGCGGUAUAUCUCCUGCUUCCUUUUCGCGUCUGGAGCGUAUGCUGUCAACUCGUGCAUUCUGGGCUGGGUUUCGGCGACGCUGGGAUCUACGCAGGAGAAGAAGGCCGUUAGUCUGUCUAUUGUGAACGUUAUCGCUAAUGCGUCGUACAUUUACACUGCUUACUUGUACCCUAAGAGCGAUGGACCUCGGUACCUUACUGCCAUGUCGAGCAAUGCCGCUUUUGCGUUUGCUUGUAUUGCUGGUACAUGGGCGUUGCGAUUCUGGUUAGUCUCUACGAACAAGAAGAUGGGCGCCAGCGGUACAAAGUAUGCCUACUGAAGGCUGGAAGAAUAGAUAUGGUCACGUUAGGAAGAGCAUGUACCACUACACCGCUUGAAAGCUGAUCGUGAUGAAGAGUUGUAUUGGAAUAUAUAUUAUUCAUAUGAGAAUGAGAGAUAUCGCAGCUACCAUA
Molecule: messenger RNA, 2032 nt
Organism: Colletotrichum acutatum
Lineage: Eukaryota; Fungi; Ascomycota; Sordariomycetes; Glomerellales; Glomerellaceae
Product: vitamin H transporter
Exons: 6
Coding region: 442-1899 (485 amino acids)
Biological process (GO): transmembrane transport
Cellular component (GO): membrane
Molecular function (GO): transmembrane transporter activity
Source: RefSeq, a predicted model, not a curated record